Molecule: messenger RNA, 3025 nt
Organism: Bursaphelenchus xylophilus (pine wood nematode)
Lineage: Eukaryota; Metazoa; Nematoda; Chromadorea; Rhabditida; Aphelenchoididae
Source: the annotation of a GenBank genome assembly
AUGUCGGCGGAAGUCGAGAAGGCUAAUGGGUCUGGGGAGGGCCAAGAGAACAGUAAAGAUUCUGAUUCGGACACCGAAGUCAGCACUGACGAUGUCUAUGAGGUAAGGGCUGGUUUUUUGCUUUUAAUUUUAGGUGCUUUAUGGAUAACAUGAAAUGCCUCGACGAUUUUUUUGAAUAAUUCGUUCAUUUUUAAAUGAAAAACUUUUUAGCCGAGUGAUCAUUAGUUUUAGUCCAAAAUGACUUCGCACUGACAGUAAAUUUUUUAGAUUCAAAAGAUCGUUGGUCACAAAUUCGAAGGUCGCAAAGUCCUGUUCCGUAUUCGCUGGGUAGGAUAUGGACCGGGAGAUGACACAUGGGAGCCAGAAGGCAAUCUGUUGGGGUCAACUUCUGUUGAAAUGGUGGAUGAAUACAAAAAAAGAUACGGGUUGGACAAGAAAACAUCUAAACCAAAACAGAGGGCUCCGAAACCUGCCAAGAAAAUCCAAAAUGCGAUCCUCAGCGACAGUGACUUCGACUUAUCGCAGAGUAGUAAACAAAAUCAGCCUCAAACUAGCUCACGUAAAGAGCGAACUUCGUCUCCAGAGGAUGAUGAAGAUGUGGAGAUGAAUUUAACUGAUGAUACCGGCUGGUUCGGUGUCAAGCCUGAUGAAUCCCAUCGAGAUUUGAAGAACUUGUUUGUCACUGAUAGAAAGUUGACGCAGACGGAAAAGGUAGGCAGUGAUCUGCAUCAAUUUUCUAUGCUAGAUAAAAAAAAUAUUUAUUUAUGCUUCUUCAGCUGCUAACAGACAUUCACGACUCCGGUGCUAACCGAAUGACGCGCUCACAAAUUCGGGAACUGCUCAAUUCGUCCACAGCUAGUACGGUUUCGCCAGGUAAACUAUUUUUUUAUUGUAUUAUUCUGAAUUUAGUGAAACAGCCCAAGAAGAGGAGAACGGAGAGAGCUGAACAUUUUAGGCGUUCUGCUUCUCCAGAAAAAUCGACUGAGGCUAAUGAGAGGAAAAGAAAACUUGAUGAAGAAGAUGAUGAAGUUAAGGCUAAAAAAGCCCGAAAAGAAUCGAAAGAAGUGGCUGAGCUUCCAUCAGAAGGUCAAAAGAAAGUUAAGAAAGAAAAGAGAAGCAAGAGUGAAGAUGGAAACGACUCGAAAAAGCAUGAGAAAUCGCAUAAAUCCAGUAAAAAUGGGAGACCUGAUGAAGAAAAGAGAAAAAAGUCGAAAAUUGAGAAGUUGGAAAGAAAGGCUGAGAAAGAACAUCGAAAUGGGGCAGAACCGGGCGCUCCCAAGCCUACAGCGCAUGAUUCGGUAAGAAAACGAAGGAAAUUUCAAAGGAUUUUGACCUGAUAUCAAGUGCAAUAUAAUAAGAUUUAAAUUUUCAGGUUAAGGAUGCGGCCGUUCCCAUAAUAAAGACUAAGGUGGUGACAUCUGAGAAGAAGAACAAUUUCUUCUUUAAUUAUCGGAUCCCAACCAAAGGACCGGAGAAACUCCCUUCGACUAGUAAUGGAGACUUCAAAAAGCCGAGAGAUCCCGUCCCUCAAGGUGUCGCCGUCACGUACGGAUCACAGAAACUAUAUAUAAAUGAUGGUUCUAAUGUUGCGAGUGUGUUGAAUGAGUUACCGAAGGAGAAUGAUCCGAUUGAAAUGGAUCAGAAGGUAGUGUAAUAUAAUUUUUUUUUUGAUUUUUCGAUAUGUUGUUGGAUUAUAGGUAAAAUUAUGUAUUUAGGCGUUCAAUGAAGCGGUUCUAUCGGGUAAAUUGAGAUUGGCGAGGAGUGCUUUGCUCUUUCCGAACUCCAAAAUUGACCUCAAUUGGAAGGAUGAGGAUGGUUCAACGUUACUUCAUAAGGUGAGCUGUUGAAUUUGGAGGGUUCUAGGAUCAUUUAAGAGCUAUUUAAUGAACAUUUGAGUUUUAAAUUUUAGAAAAUGUGAUGAAAUUGUCUAAAACAAUAUAAUUUUACCUUAUUCUAGCUUGCCGAGUCCGUCUGCGAUCCCCAGCACAACCCGGACGACAUGAUCGACCUCCUAAUCAACUCUGGAGCUGACCCGAAUAUUGUGGACAAAAAGCGAGGCCAAACUCCUUUGCAUGUGGCCUGCUCGAGUCGAAGAAAUUGCCAUAUUAUUAAAUUGCUGAGAUUGUCGGUUAAUUUGGACGCCGUCGAUGCGAAUGGAGAAACAGCGCUUGGAAUGGUCAUGAAGAAUCUUCCAGUUGAAAUUACGAAGAUGUUUUUGAUGGCUGGAGCCGAUUAUUUCCCGGUUUUUCGGCCAAGAAAUGGAUUUACGAAAGCUCAAAUGAAGCCGGUUUUACAGUACGCGGACAAGUUGCAGAUGGUCAUGGACAAGAUCAGGGACAGCAUGAUUAAGUAAGCCGUAAUUUAAAGGCAUUUCGGUUUUGUUUUGGGAUGUUUCAGAAACUGCACUGUGCACAAAAAUGUUAUUUUUGCACAUAGAUUUAAAAUAUUAUAUAAAGUUUUUUUUGGAAACCAAAAUUUUUUUAGGAAUGCAUCGAGGUUCCACACGUACUGUAAUGUCUACCAGACGGGACUAUUUGGCCGUGAAGAAAUCGAAUUCAAGUUUUAUAAUGGAGAGAGUCCAGCUCCGAAUCCGGGCGAGAAUCGGUACACCAUCGUCAUGUGUGCGAUCGGAAGAAAUGUUAAUGGCGUAAGUUCCUGAAGGCUUUUGUUUGUGAAUGUUUAGAUAUUGUUGUAGAAGACCCAAAGUGAUUUUUAUAUUCUUGGUCACGGAUAAUAUAAUUUUUGUUUUUUUGCCAGAAAUUGUACUUUGUGGUUUCAGAAGACCAGCGCAUCUAUCUCUGUCCCAUGCCCGAUUAUUGAAUUGUCGAUUAAUGGCCGCAUAUUGGAAAGAAUUUCUCCGAUGGUCAACUUUGUAUAUGGAUCUCCAGCCCUGAUCGAAGACUGUGUCCACACCGUCAAGAUGAAACUCUUCAAACAAAACACUCCAGAUCUCCUCUUCUUCCAAGUGAUAACGAUCUACCGCACCACUAACUCAAACCCAGAAAGUGCUAAGGCCAAUGUCUAG